Messenger RNA from Guillardia theta CCMP2712, 943 nucleotides. RefSeq lists its product as hypothetical. Lineage: Eukaryota; Cryptophyceae; Pyrenomonadales; Geminigeraceae. The transcript has 10 exons. The record is from RefSeq and is a predicted model, not a curated record. The coding region runs from base 79 to 918 and encodes 279 amino acids.
GGAGAUUGCAAUCGAUGCAAAGCCAGCGAUCAGUGCACCACGAUCAAGUUGUCUUGCGGCAGAAAGAUUGUGCUGUGCAUGCCCUGCGCUGAGCUGUUUCUGGAGUGGAUGCAAGCGGAAACUCAAAGCCUGUCAGAAGUGAGCUUCAAGCAUUGUAACACAGUCUUCAUGUGCCCAUGGAUACAGGAAAGCAAGACGAAUGCCAGCGAUGUAGAUAGGAAGAGGCUGCCGAAGCUGAGGAGAGACUCGGAAGGGGACGAGAGGAGGUAUGGCUCUUCUGAGCCGUCCUCGACUGAGGCGGAGAACAAGAUCGGCGUCGCGCUGAGGAAAACCGCGCUGGAUGACGUCCAGAUACCUCACGCAAGGGAGCAACGUUCCGGGCUGCAGCCUGUCAAGAUCUCGAACCUGCAAGAGAAAAUUCCAACGCCAGCUCGACAACGAAGAGCCGCCAGCGUGGACCUGAGCACGCCGCCGCAGCUCUACAAGUUCCAAGAGAAUCUGCAGGGGAAGCUGCGCCCCUCGUCACAGAUAGACUUUCAUGAGAUCUGUAAGGACCUGGAGUGCAGAAACUCUCCCGAGCCCGGGAUGGCGAAAGAAGAGUGGAGCCAUCAUCGGGACGCGAGGAGCCGGAGGAGCCACCAACUUCAUUCAUCGCAGCCGCGGAGGCAUUCAGAGUACGGGCUCAUAGUCGAGAAGGGGAGGACGGAGGUCCUGAUGGGAAGGUCGUCCCCCAAGUCAGACAGCAAGGUGCGACGAUCGAAGAUUAUCAACGAGUCGUACUUGGAGGAUUUUCACAACAGAAGGGAAUCAGCAGCAAGGGCGGCAGCGCAGUCAUCUGAUACCACCUAUCGGUCGAAGCUGAUCUUCCAUACCAAGGCACAGAGUCGCCUGCGAGAAGCCUUGUUCCAGUCCAACUAAAAUGUUAAGUGAAGGAAUCAACUUG